Rosa rugosa (rugosa rose) is the source of this 3510-nucleotide messenger RNA. RefSeq lists its product as uncharacterized. Gene Ontology annotation, molecular function: RNA nuclease activity. The record is from RefSeq and is a predicted model, not a curated record. The coding region runs from base 254 to 3238 and encodes 994 amino acids. Gene Ontology annotation, biological process: regulation of gene expression. Gene Ontology annotation, cellular component: peroxisome. Lineage: Eukaryota; Viridiplantae; Streptophyta; Magnoliopsida; Rosales; Rosaceae. The transcript is spliced from 3 exons.
UAUGCGUGCACAGCACGUGCCUAAGAGGUUUUAGAUCACCUUCCUCUCUCACUCUAAACCCUCUCUGUUCACCCCUAAAACCCUCCUCCUUCUCAUGUCAUGUACAGCUUGCCAGACCUUCAAAUUUCUUCCUCAAACUACAGAAAUGCAGAAACCCACCAUGAAUUAACCAAACCCAUUUCGCAUUUCCACCUCCUCCAAAGCUCCUACCCUUAACCCUAACCUCAAUCACCACUCUGAGACCCAUUUCACCAUGAGACGCCACCUCAUCUCUUCCUCCUAUUCUCCUCUCUUCUCUCUUCAAAUUUCCCACCUCUUGCGCUCUUCUUCAUCAGCCAAGCAUUUCAGCACUUACUACAAUUCUUCAAGACGAGACGAGGAGAUUCGGAACGUGAGGGUUUCGGUGUGGUGGGACUUCGAGAAUUGCCAUUUGCCUGCCACCGUCAAGCCCUUCAAGGUCGCCGGUACGAUCACGGCGGCCGUCAGGGCCAAUGGGAUUAAGGGUCCUAUUCAAAUCAACGCUUUUGGGGACAUGUUUCAGCUAUCAAGACUCAACCAGGAGGCAUUGUCCUCUACAGGGAUUAAUCUCACUCACGUUCCUAGCGGUGGAAAGAACAGUGCGGAUAGGUCUCUCUUGGCAGAUCUUUUGUACUGGGUGUCUCAAAAUCCCCCUCCAGCACAUCUAUUUUUAAUUUCUGGUGAUAGAGACUUUUCUAGCAUUUUACACAAGUUAAGAAUGAACAACUACAAUAUAUUGCUAGCUAGUCCAGAAAAUGCACCUGGUGUCCUUUGUAGUGCUGCAAGUAUCAUGUGGCCUUGGCAUGAUCUGCUUAUGGGUGAAAAUCUCACAGGAAGGUAUUUCAACCAACCACCUGAUGGUCCCUAUGGUUCUUGGUAUGGCCAUUACAAGGCGCCUCUUGAAGACCCAUUCACAUUCACUGAGCAGCCAGCAGUUUCCCAGGCUGAAAGGCUACCUGAACCUGGUUCUGAUUCUAAACUUCAAAUGAUUCCUACUGGCUCAGAAUGUAAGCCUUCUCCAAUUCCUAAAGCUGUCGUGAAGCAAAUUCGCCAUAUAUUGAAGUUACACCCUAAAGGAAUCUCUAGUUCUGAACUUCGUGCACAGUUGGAAAAAUAUAAUGUGAGCUUGGAAAGACCAUACUAUGGAUAUAAAAAGUUUUCCUGCUUUCUUGCAUCAAUGCCUGAUAUUUUGAGGCUCAAGCCAGUAGGUUAUGGAAAUUAUAUGAUACACGGUGUCACCCCAAAAUCAGCUGAGUCAUUCAAGCGGAAUCCAGGUGAUAGUGAUAAAGGACACCAGUUGGAUUGUGAGGACACAUCUACUAGUGAUACUGUGAGUAGAAAGUUAUCAUUACCUACAUCUCCUGAACCAAAGUUGAAGGAGCCUUAUCAAGAAUUGCAACAGCCCAUUUUACUCAAUAAUACUUUUACUAGUCCUGUGGAUGGGAAGUCACUGUCGCCUCCUGCCCCUGAGAAACUUUCUUCCAUUGAUGAGAAGUCACUAUCCCCUCAUUCUCCUGACCAUAUGAAGCCUUUUCUAGGGCCGAUUGAUGAAAAAGGUGUUGGAGUAGCUGAAGCACAAGAAACUGAGCCUGAUUUGCCUCCUGCAGUUGUACAAGAAUUUGAGUCUGAUGUUGGUUAUUUUAAGAGGAUUUGGAGAAACUGGUUUGGCAGUAGAGCUGACGUUUCAGGUACUAGUCACAACAAUCAAGAACAAAAACACACUUCUGGAGAUGGUACCGAGAAGGAAGGUCAUGAAACUCUUGAGAAGCAUUGUAUGAAUGUUGAUAACUCUGGAAAGGGAACAUGUGAGGAAAAGACAUCUACGAGUCAGCUUGGUGAUCCAGUACCUCCAGCCUCAUCUUCUUCAUCCCAUAAUGAAUCUGCCCUGGACAGUAAAACUGCAACAAGCUCUGAAGCGAAUGCUGAUAAAUCAAAUCCAGGGUUUUUUAACCAGAUGGUAAAUUGGUGUAAAUUUUGGAGAAGUAACCCGAGUGAUCAAUCCUGUGACAGAGCGAAGCUGAUGGAAUCUCACUCUCAAGAGCACAAGCUCUUCUCGAAUUCUUUUUGGGGAGACAUGGAAUCUUUUAUGAUCACGCCUAAAGGAUCAGUUAUUGUCUCUGAAUCAAGGACCAGGGAAGAGAUGGCUCUCAAUCUUCAAAAGGAAGGGCCUUUGGUUCUUAGAUCUCUUGCAAAGAGUGAUCUCCUUCAGUUGGUAGAUUUGUUAAUAUCAGAAAAGAAAUGGGUGGAAGAAUGCCCCUCCCAAACGUUACCAUUCAAACUUGCCCAACGUGAGGGAGAGACAUCUUUGAAUCAUUCCCAUCAUUCAAGUAGGUUGAGUUCCAUCUUUUCAGGAAGACCAUCCAAAGAUGAAAUGCAGAGAACACCAGGACAUGAUGGAGAGGAAAAAUGCAAGAAUAUUCCUCAUACUGGAGUUUCACUACCUUUCGUCAAGAAUCCUCUUUCAGAAGAGUCUAGAAAUGAGAUACUAGCUGACUGCCAGAAGCUUGUAAACGAGAAGUUAAAGGAGUUUCCAAAUGGAUAUAGCAUUGGAUUAUUCAGAAAACAAUUCCGUGAUAGAUAUGGGUACCACCUCGAUUUGAAAAUGCUUGGUUACGAAAAGUUGGCAAAUCUACUAGAAACAUUGGAUGGAGUAAAAGUAGGGUCUUCUUUCAUCUUUCCUCUUUAUAAGGUUCCUGAAGUUUUUGAUAGGGAGACUGUUCCUGAAAUCAAGAAACAUACGGUCAGUCAUCCCGUGGUUAAUUCAGAUAAUCAAUUUUCUGGUUCAAGAAAGGAAGAUGAGAGUGUCUCACUGUGGGAUGAGCUGGGCCCUGUUAGCAACACUACAUUUAAUAAAAAUGUAGUGGAAGUAGCACCAAGGAGGAAAGAAAUGGGAUCAGCAGGUUUUGAUUAUGAACCAUCCGUUUCAGAAUUUUCAGAUUCAGAUGGAGAGGCAUCGCCUGGAACUGCAUUGGAAGGACAAGGCAUGGGCAGAGUGAACAAGGAAGAGAGCUCUCUCUUGCAAAUCCUUGAUUCGUGGCAUAGCAGUAAGGACAACUCAAAGACGGUUGAUAACAGUCAGGCAUCUCCUUCAUCUGGAGUUGGCACUAAUCUGGGAUACUAUUCACGCAAGUCAACACCUGCAAAGAUCUACAAUUUUGUUUCAGAAGUAUCUGUUGAUGACAAGGACAAGAAACCAAGUGAACCGAGGAUGGAAAGCUAGGUGGUUGAAAGGAAUGAACCUUACUACUCAAGAGAAAGCAUCGCUCUAUUUAGGUUAAUAAGAUAUUUAUGAUCUAGGUAUUCAGUGAAGAUAUUCCCACAUGCGUUACUUUCCACAGGUUAGGGUUUAAUUAACAGAUUCGAUUUUUAAAGAAAUUAUUUAGCCAUAAUGCGGCUUGUAGUCCCAAGAGUAGAUUUUGAAUCAUAGCCUAAUAUUGAGAGAGACUACUCUUGCCUUGUCAGCAUGAUUAGUUGCUGACAGUAGUAUUCCAA